ACACCGGAUUUGAUCGACCGGUCCCGGAAGGAAAUGGUUCAGGUUCGUAAAGUCGUGCUGCGGUUGGACAUCGUACGCAACCCGCUCCGGGCGACGCAGCAGGAAGAGUUUAUCGCUCGCCUUUCGCGGACCGCCAUGGAACAGGAAGCGGACCAUUUUCGGGACGAGAUGGUAGCACACGCCCGCAGACGGACCAUCGCAUUGCACAGCGCAUUCGAGCGGCUCAAGCGGUUGUACCACGAGCAGGACGCUCUGCUUGCGCCACUCUACAAUGGCCCCGGGAUGCCGGGAAUGUCGCCCGACGAACAGCGGAUAGACAGUGAACUGGAGGCUGCCCGGGAUGUGCGUGACCGAUUGGGUGGUGCGGCCGAGCAGUGGCGAACGGCCGGAGCGCUACUACGGGCGGCGGCCAAGGCACUCCAUCAAACCGUCAACUACUGGGAACUGCUGGGAGUGAGUGUGGCCAAGGAAGAGGCUUCCCAAACGAUUAGCCUCGCGCUGGACACAAGGUACACCUGUCACGGAGCUCUGAUCGCGCUGGAGGCGGCCCAAGCCGCACUGCCCGAGGUUGAGGUACCGCACGUCACCAUCCGGCAGCAGUCCGCCGUGCGGCACGCGCUAAUCUAUCUCCUCACAGACAUGGUCCAACCGGCCCGCUACCAGCACACGCGCGAUGUCUUCACGGUGUUUAGUGCGAACGUGUCGAAGGCCGUCCACUGGGUCCACGAGUGUUACAGCACCACGCUGCGGCAGGACUACGAUAGUGCCGAUCAGGCGGCCACUCUGCUGGCGAAGGCGUUACGCGAAGAACGGUUGCGCUACCUUCGGCGCCGGUUUCCCAAUAAAACCUACACCCGGCCACCGGCAGCAGCGGUCGGGUAG
Anopheles bellator is the source of this 882-nucleotide messenger RNA. RefSeq lists its product as uncharacterized. NCBI's taxonomy places the organism in Eukaryota, Metazoa, Arthropoda, Insecta, Diptera, Culicidae. The transcript is spliced from 2 exons. The record is from RefSeq and is a predicted model, not a curated record. The annotation marks the transcript as partial.